AUGAACAAGAUAAAGGCAUCUGUCCAUCUACAGCUAAAAAGCUUUAGCAAAGAAGGGGUUGCCUGCCCCAGCAGCCACAGCAGGCCGGGCGGCCCGCGCGCCCGGCUCCGCAGCCGCGAUAGCUCUUGCGGGCGCCCGGGUACCCCCGGCGCCGCCAAGGGCAGCCCAAACGGCGAGUGCGGGCGCGGCGAUCCGCAGUGCAGCCCCGCGGGUCCCGAGGGCCCAGCGCGCGGCCCCAAGGUGUCGUUCUCGUGCCGCGGGGCGGCCUCGGGGCCCGCGGCGGCGCCGGGCGCGGCGGGGCCGGCGGACGAGGCAGGCAGCGAGGAGGCGGGCCCGGCAGGGGAACCUCGCGGCAGCCAGGCCAGCUUCCUGCAGCGCCAGUUCGGCGCGCUCCUGCAGCCCGGCGUCAACAAGUUCUCGCUGCGGAUGUUCGGCAGCCAGAAGGCGGUGGAGCGCGAGCAGGAGCGCGUGAAAUCGGCGGGGGCCUGGAUCAUCCACCCGUACAGUGACUUCAGGUUCUACUGGGACUUCACCAUGCUGCUGUUCAUGGUGGGAAACCUGAUCAUCAUCCCCGUGGGCAUCACCUUCUUCAAGGACGAGACCACUGCCCCGUGGAUCGUCUUCAACGUGGUCUCAGACACCUUCUUCCUCAUGGACCUGGUGCUCAACUUCCGCACGGGCAUCGUGAUUGAGGACAACACGGAGAUCAUCCUGGACCCCGAGAAGAUCAAGAAGAAGUACCUGCGCACGUGGUUCGUGGUGGACUUCGUGUCGUCCAUCCCGGUGGACUACAUCUUCCUCAUCGUGGAGAAAGGCAUCGACUCCGAGGUCUACAAGACGGCACGCGCCCUGCGCAUCGUGCGCUUCACCAAGAUCCUCAGCCUCCUGCGGCUGCUGCGCCUGUCGCGGCUCAUCCGUUACAUCCACCAGUGGGAGGAGAUCUUCCACAUGACCUAUGACCUGGCCAGUGCGGUGAUGCGCAUCUGCAACCUCAUCAGCAUGAUGCUGCUGCUGUGCCACUGGGACGGCUGCCUGCAGUUCCUGGUGCCCAUGCUGCAGGACUUCCCCAGCAACUGCUGGGUGUCCAUCAACAACAUGGUGAACCACUCCUGGAGCGAGCUGUAUUCCUUCGCGCUCUUCAAGGCCAUGAGCCACAUGCUCUGCAUCGGGUAUGGGCGGCAGGCACCCGAGAGCAUGACGGACAUCUGGCUGACCAUGCUGAGCAUGAUUGUGGGUGCCACCUGCUAUGCCAUGUUCAUCGGCCACGCCACUGCCCUCAUCCAGUCGCUGGACUCUUCGAGGCGCCAGUACCAGGAGAAGUACAAGCAGGUGGAGCAGUACAUGUCCUUCCACAAGCUGCCCGCCGACUUCCGCCAGAAGAUCCACGACUACUACGAGCACCGCUACCAAGGCAAGAUGUUCGAUGAGGACAGCAUCCUGGGGGAACUCAACAGCCCCCUACGGGAGGAGAUCGUCAACUUCAACUGCCGCAAGCUGGUGGCUUCCAUGCCGCUCUUCGCCAAUGCUGACCCUAACUUUGUGACAGCCAUGCUGACCAAGCUCAAGUUCGAGGUCUUCCAGCCGGGAGACUACAUCAUCCGUGAGGGGACUGUGGGCAAGAAGAUGUACUUCAUCCAGCAUGGUGUGGUCAGUGUGCUCACCAAGGGCAACAAGGAGAUGAAGCUGUCUGAUGGCUCCUACUUCGGGGAGAUCUGCCUGCUUACACGGGGCCGGCGCACGGCCAGCGUGCGGGCCGACACCUACUGCCGCCUGUAUUCGCUGAGUGUGGACAACUUCAAUGAGGUGCUGGAGGAGUACCCCAUGAUGCGGCGUGCCUUUGAGACAGUGGCCAUCGACCGCCUGGACCGCAUCGGAAAGAAGAACUCGAUCCUGCUACACAAGGUACAGCACGACCUCAGCUCGGGCGUGUUCAACAACCAGGAGAACGCCAUCAUCCAGGAGAUUGUCAAGUACGACCGCGAGAUGGUGCAGCAGGCAGAGCUGGGCCAGCGCGUCGGCCUCUUCCCGCCGCCUCCGCCGCCGCAGGUCACCUCUGCCAUCGCCACACUGCAGCAGGCAGUGGCCAUGAGCUUCUGCCCACAAGUGGCACGCCCACUUGUGGGGCCCUUGGCCCUCGGCUCACCGCGCCUCUUGCGCCGCGCUCCCCCGGCACCGGUGCCUACCGCAGCUGUCCCUGGAGCCUCACCGGGGCCCGCCCCUGCCGCCAGUCCCCCAGGCGCACCCGCCAGCCCCCGGGCGCUGCGGACCUCACCCUACAGCGGAGCUCCCAGCUCCCCUGCUGCCCCCCGCGCUGGGCCUGUGCUGCCCGCACGCCGCCUGAGCCGCGCGUCACGCCCACUGUCGGCCUCACAGCCCUCCUUGCCCCACGGAGCACCUGGACCCGGACCCGCGACCUCAGUGCGCCCAGCCAGCAGCUCCACGCCAAGGCUAGGGCCAGCACCCACCCCCCGGGCCGCGGGGCCCAGCCCAGACCGCAGGGACUCAGCCUCGCCCAGCGCGGCCAGCGGCCUCCCGCUGGACUCUGCGCGCUCACGCCUCUCAUCCAAUUUGUGACCCUAGCGCACUGCCCUGCGGGCCAGACGGGCCGGGCAGGGCCGUCAUUCAGACCAAAGCCAUGCCAUUCCCGUUGCCCGACCGCCCACCCGCGCAGAAGCCAUAGAGGGACGUAGGUAGGCUAGUCCGACGGGUGGCGGGCAGCACGCGGCCCCUCCAGCCCCGCUGCCCCCUCAUCACCCUGCGCCCACCCCCAUCGCCCCUACCCUGGGUGGUGGCCGCGAGGGGCUCCCUUCACCUCGGUGCCUCAGUUCCCCCAACUGUAAAACGGGGACGGGGCCGGCCGCUGGCCGCAAAGAUGAUGUGGAGCCCCACCGGCCCUGCCCUCCCAGGUGGCCGCGUCUGAGGAGUGUUUUUAAGUGCAAUACUUGGCCUUCAGCUUCCCGCUGCCCCCAUCGCGCUCAUGCAAUAACUGGCCUGCUCCUGUCCAUGUGCAUCUGAGGUGACCUGCGGGAGUGGGCACAGCAGUUCCCACCCCCAGCACCUGGCACCAGGGGCAGGCGUCCUGGCUGCACUGGGCGUGGGGCCAAGGCUGGGGUCCCCGCCGUGCGAUGAAUGUACCGACGAGCCGAGGAGCAGCGCCCACCACGGCCCCCGCGCCCCAUUAACCCCACUCCCCAUUCCGCGCAAUAAACAACAGCAUUGGCGCCCA
Messenger RNA from Marmota flaviventris (yellow-bellied marmot), 3226 nucleotides. It is a transcript of the gene Hcn2, whose product is annotated as hyperpolarization activated cyclic nucleotide gated potassium and sodium channel 2. Gene Ontology annotation, molecular function: voltage-gated potassium channel activity. The record is from RefSeq and is a predicted model, not a curated record. Gene Ontology annotation, cellular component: dendrite; membrane; HCN channel complex. Gene Ontology annotation, biological process: potassium ion transmembrane transport; regulation of membrane depolarization; sodium ion transmembrane transport. NCBI's taxonomy places the organism in Eukaryota, Metazoa, Chordata, Mammalia, Rodentia, Sciuridae.